Molecule: messenger RNA, 1268 nt
Organism: Hydra vulgaris (swiftwater hydra)
Lineage: Eukaryota; Metazoa; Cnidaria; Hydrozoa; Anthoathecata; Hydridae
Product: melanopsin
Biological process (GO): G protein-coupled receptor signaling pathway
Cellular component (GO): membrane
Molecular function (GO): G protein-coupled receptor activity
Source: RefSeq, a predicted model, not a curated record
UAUGUAUAUUUAUUAUUUUAUUGCUAUAAAUAGAAAAUUUAUUUAAAUCUAUCAUGACACCAAAUUAUACAGAAGUUACAACGUCUAGACCAUUAAAAAAUGCAGACCUUGCUUCAGAAGGGCUUCUUGUUACAGCAUUUACGCUGAUAUUAAGUAUAGGAGUAAUUGGAAACUUAUUUGUUAUAUAUGUAUUUGGACGUAAGUUAAAGUCAAAUCAUCGCUCAACAACAGAGUUGCUAAUUCUUUAUUUGGGCAUAACUGAUCUAUUGUCUUCAAUACUAAAUCCAUCAUUGUUUAUAUAUUGGACGUUAACGAACUAUAGUCGAUGGGAUUUUGGUAACUUUGGUUGUCAUGUUUUCCCUACAGUUGGUCCAAUAAUGACAUCAAUUUCAUCUGGUUUGCUUAUAACAUUUGCGAUUGAUAGAUAUAUAGCAAUAGUUACUCCGUUCCGCGGAACGUUAUCACGAAAAACUGUUAGUAUAGCAUUUAUAAUAAAUAUUUUAAUAUCAACCUGUUUUUACUUUCCUUACAUUAUUGCACUGAAGUUUGAUCCAACACUAAAGAUAUGUAAAAUUCCGUACCCAAGCGAAUACAGCUAUGGAGUACCAAACUGCAUUUUUAUAAUAUUACGUCUAUGUUUGUUUGCAACGGUGUUUAGUUUUACUAACAUAAAAAUCUUCAAAACGUUAAGAAAACGUAACACAAGUUUUAAGAGAAUGGAAGAUCGAGUCGAACGUCUGAAGCAGUCUAAAAAAAUUAUGAGUGUUUUAUUUACAAUGGAAGUUGUGUUUACUUUGCUCGUUUUCCCUAGAGAGUUGUUUUAUUUAGGAUACAAUUUAUUUAUUUUGUCGACAAAGAGCAAGAUGUAUUCAAAUCCCACUUUAACUCAAAUAAAUUCAUGGUUAAAAGUUGCUCAUACAGCAAAUAGUUGUGCCAACAUUUUUAUUUACUCAAACAUGCAUACUGUUUACCGGAAGCAAAUUAUAAGGACUUUUUUAUAUUUUGGAAAAUUUAAGAGAAGCCGAAAACUUUCUUAUCCCACGACUUCAUAUAGUAGCGAGAAAAGAUCUAGUAUUAUGAAGCAACUAUCAUUAAAAAUCAAAUAAAUAUUGAACAAGCUUGCAUUCAAUUUCAAUAAACUCAAAAGACCAAAUAAAACACAAAUAAAACGUGGUUAUUUUUACUUUUAUUAGGUUUCUAAAACUAUGUUUUAAAAAUUUAGCAAUUUGUAUUAAGUAGAAAAAAACUCUAUAAUCUAUACUAUCAAA